This is a messenger RNA of Juglans regia (Persian walnut), 2108 nucleotides long. RefSeq lists its product as uncharacterized. Lineage: Eukaryota; Viridiplantae; Streptophyta; Magnoliopsida; Fagales; Juglandaceae. Gene Ontology annotation, cellular component: peroxisome. The transcript has 3 exons. The coding region runs from base 224 to 1816 and encodes 530 amino acids. Gene Ontology annotation, molecular function: RNA nuclease activity. Gene Ontology annotation, biological process: regulation of gene expression. The record is from RefSeq and is a predicted model, not a curated record.
CACCAACACACACUCACACACACACCCCUCCCUUUUCAAGUCCUUCCUAAUCUAGUAAAUCGUUUAGUUCCUGAACUCGAGUUGUUUUCUGGAAAAUCCCAUGACCAUAGCCUUCUACCUUUGAUGCCUAGGAUCUAAGAAUCUUGGUUUUAUUGGGAUCGAACCGGAAGUCAGAGAGGAGCUCUGGACAAAUAUGAGGAAUCCUUGAUUUUGUUAAUGAACAAUGAUGGCUAAUCCAGAUGCAUCGACAUUGAUAGCAUCUUCGGAAUCCUCUGGAAAAAAGGCCACACAUUUGGCAGAUUCAAACAUAAACAUGCUUCAACCUUCUUCAAGCCAUCAAAGUCGAACCUCCUCAGAUGGUCCUAUUGCUAUCCUUUGGGACAUUGAGAAUUGCCCUGUCCCAAGUGAUGUCCGCCCUGAAGAUGCAGCUGGUAAUAUUAGAAUGGCUUUGCAGGUUCACCCUGUAAUUAAAGGAGCGGUUGUGAUGUUUUCUGCCUACGGAGAUUUUAAUGCAUUCCCUAGGCGACUCAGAGAAGGCUGUCAGAGAACCGGUGUCAAGCUUAUAGAUGUCCCAAACGGGAGAAAGGAUGCUGCUGACAAGGCAAUCUUGGUUGACAUGUUUCUGUUUGCCCUUGAUAACCCUCCACCUUCUUCCAUCAUGUUGAUCUCUGGGGAUGUAGAUUUUGCUCCAGCACUUCACAUUCUUGGCCAACGUGGAUAUACAGUGAUCCUUGUUAUCCCCGCUUGCGUUGCCGUUUCCUCAGCACUCACUAAUGCUGGUAAGUUUGUUUGGGACUGGCCUAGUGUGGUUCGUGGGGAAGGCUUUGUUCCCCCCACCAAGGUUUUAAUGCCCCCUCGUGGAGGUGUAGCUGACACUGCAGUGUAUCUCAUGGGAUGUCAUAUCAAUGACAACCCCAAUGCCCAAAAUGAUGAGGAGGCAAUUGUAUAUAGGGGAAUCUCAGAAAGUUAUUGCAAUUUGAGGGAUCUCUCAUUAUGGUCACAAUCUUUAUCUGAAUACAACAAUAUUUCUUCAACCUUGCCUUGUCUUCCUACGACUUUGAGAUCACAAAGUCUUCCUUCUGGUUUGAAUGAAGUUUCAGGAGGUGGUGUUUCUUCUGGUGAUCAGAUGGAAUCUACUUUGUGGGUACAGCCUGGAGAUCUAAAUGGACUAAAAAGCCAGUUGGUAAAAUUGCUGGAACUUUCAGGAGGAUGCCUGCUUCUGACCCGAGUUCCAGCCGAGUACCACAAGUGUUUUGGGCGGCCUCUUUAUGUAUCAGAGUAUGGAGCAUUGAAGCUGGUAAAUCUUUUCAGGAAGAUGGGUGACACAAUGGUUGUAGAGGGGAAGGGCCGUCAGAAAUUUGUCCAUCUUCGAAAGUCUGGCCCCAGUGCUCCACCUUUGGUUUUGACAAGGAAGGAUAAGAAGGGAAAGGGGACCCAGGAAGAGUGUAUUGAUAAUAAUGUCACAGGUGGUGGCUCUUCAGAUGAAUUCUUAGAUGAAGAGAGAGUGGUUAUCGAAGAAAAUGAUGUGAGCAAGAGCCGAUAUUAUAAUCAGGGAACAGCAGCCCGUUGUGAAAUUGAUGACCGCAGUCUUGAGCAGUUCAAGUAUGAGUUGCAAGAGAUUCUAGUCAGCUAUUCUUGUCCAAUUUUUCUCGGUAGCUUUGAGGCGAUAUACCAGCAACGGUACAAGAAACCUCUUGAAUAUAAAAAAUUAGGUGUGAAUCAGCUAGAGGAACUGCUUGAGAAAGUGAGCGAUGUGGUGGAGUUGCAUGAAGAACCCAUAAACAAGAGGAAGUUCCUGGCUGCCGUUAGUGGCUAGAAGAAUAAAGGCAGCUGAGGUCUCUGUACUCUUUUUUGUGUCUUUAUUUGAUAGAUAUGAAAAAGAAUAGUCCAGCGCGUAUAACGACAGACUCCAGCUUUUUUCCUUUUUCAGUUCGUCCUACAUGGAUUUGAAGGUUUUAACAUGAAAAUUUUCCAUGUAGGACUCUUGCCUAAUCAUUUUUACUGACUAGCUGCUAAUGGAGAUCUUUAUGUAAUUGACCUGCAACUUAUUAUUGUAUUUGUACUUUCGAUCCUAAUAAUCACCAUUAAAGAUUCGGUUUUAUUUACCA